UUUCUAUUCCACAGCUGUGACUGUGGCUCGUCUACUCUGCGCAUGCGCGCAAAGUAAUUCGACCCUCAAACCCGGAUGUAACCAACGCCUAACCUGUCCGAAGAAAAACGAUGCAGACUAUAAAAUGUGUAGUGGUGGGGGACGGUGCGGUAGGAAAGACCUGCUUACUGAUCUCCUACACGACAAACAAGUUCCCCUCAGAAUAUGUUCCCACGGUUUUUGACAAUUAUGCUGUGACAGUGAUGAUCGGGGGGGAGCCUUACACACUCGGCUUAUUUGACACAGCAGGUCAGGAGGAUUACGACCGGCUGCGUCCCCUCAGCUAUCCACAGACGGACGUGUUCCUCGUAUGUUUCUCUGUCGUCUCCCCCUCAUCGUUUGAGAACGUCAAAGAGAAGUGGGUCCCUGAGAUCUCUCACCACUGCCCACGCACACCCUUCCUGUUAGUGGGCACGCAGGUGGAUCUGCGGGAGGACAGCAACACCAUCGACAAGCUGGCGAAGAACAAACAGCGGCCGCUGUACCCAGAGAGCGGAGAGAAGCUCGCUCGUGAGCUCAAGGCUGUCAAAUACGUGGAGUGCUCUGCGCUGACACAGCGAGGGCUUAAGAAUGUGUUCGACGAGGCCAUCCUGGCCGCCCUGGAGCCUCCCGAGACCAAAACCAAGAGAAAGUGCGUCCUGCUAUAGAUGAAGUACGACAGCGGGAGACGUAGCGGUGUAAGAAAUAGGUGGGGCGAAUCAAAACUUCAGAGAGAUCAAUGGCCAGCAUGAAAAAAAGAAAAGGGGGAAGGGCGGUCCAAUGCCUUAGAGACUUAUUAAAACACGUGUACACUGAUUGUGCCUUCAAAAUAAACUUUGAAAGAGGCUGAGGGAGCAAACCUUCAGCAGCAGUAAGUGUCGACCUUCUCCUUUUCUCCAAGCUUUUAGAAAUAACAAUGUUCUCUUUCCAAAUAUUCAGGUGGGGCGGGCCCCCCCCUGCCUGUCACUGUUUUUUUUUUUUUAAGAUUAUUUUAUAUAGUUGCCGUUUGACCUCCUCUGUGUUUUACUUAUUGGGGCUUUUAAACUCAGUAUGGGGAACUCUAAACGGGGAACACUUCUAACAUUAAGGUUUCAUGGUGAACGUUGGUUAGUACACGUAAACGGGCGACUUAAUGUGAAGCGCUGCUCCGUUUGUUUUCUCCUCUGACCCGUUUGGAUCGAGUAAUGAAAGCACAAGAGUUUAUUAUCACUCCAAACAAAGAUGUCUGUUGACGUAACUUUUGUUGAGGCCAAGUGUGCGUUUUUACCAAUUACCCUUCUGUUGAAUUCUGUUUUAUUCUUUCAUGUUUAUUGUAUUAAUUCUGUCACUUUGUUUUUGGGAAAUGUUAAGCAGUCAUUUUGAAACUUUUGACUUUGAGAAAUUGAUACUCUAACAAAGUAAGUUGUGAUGUUUUGAUCUUCAUCUCGAGAUGACAGAUUGAGGUGAUAACCUUUUUUUUGCAAAGUAAAAUUUCUUGGUGUUUGUAAUCACAGGAUAUUUUUAAUAAAAUGGUUUAAUGAUGCGGAAAGA
Cottoperca gobio is the source of this 1548-nucleotide messenger RNA. Its product is annotated as cell division control protein 42 homolog. The record is from RefSeq and is a predicted model, not a curated record. Gene Ontology annotation, molecular function: GTP binding; GTPase activity. Lineage: Eukaryota; Metazoa; Chordata; Actinopteri; Perciformes; Bovichtidae. Bases 111 to 686 code for a protein of 191 amino acids. The transcript is spliced from 6 exons. Gene Ontology annotation, biological process: small GTPase-mediated signal transduction.